AUGCAGAAUGCUCACGAGCGAAUCGUAGAGACGACAUUGGAUCCAGACGAUGUUGGAAUUGACAAAGACAAUGGAGAAAAGUUUACUGCACUUGACAUUAUGCGCAUGUCUGCAGGAUUAGUGUUGUUGGCGUGUGUACUUGGAAAAGUACUUACAGGUUCUGCUCUAUGGGGUUGGAAUUGGCACAAGGAGGCAGUUUCCCUUGAGCCGAGCGCCUUUUGGUCUGAUUUUGAGCUGCCCGUAGAAUUUACACCUUUACAGCUUGGAGAGUUCUCCGGAGAUCGUGCCUCGUCGGAAAAGCCUAUUCUUCUAGCGAUCAGGUCGAAGGUAUUUGACGUUUCGGCGAGGCCAUCUAUGUACGGGUCAUGGGGUCCUUACCGAAAGUUCACAGGCAAAGACUGCUCACGUGCCUUCAGCUACAGCUGGGGCGAUUGGAAUGGUCUCAGUGCACCGUGCGACGCCAGUCUCGAUGGGCUUUCCGUGGAACAGCUUGGGAGGGUUGAUUCGUGGCUCGAAUUUUUUCUACGUAAAUACCCCAUGGUGGGGUACGUUGUCCCCGAACGCAUCCCUGCAGGUGACGCCGACAAUUACACCCCGUCCGAAUCUGGUGAUAGCAGCUGA
Lachancea fermentati is the source of this 621-nucleotide messenger RNA. NCBI's taxonomy places the organism in Eukaryota, Fungi, Ascomycota, Saccharomycetes, Saccharomycetales, Saccharomycetaceae. The record is from the annotation of a GenBank genome assembly.